Molecule: messenger RNA, 306 nt
Organism: Prosopis cineraria
Lineage: Eukaryota; Viridiplantae; Streptophyta; Magnoliopsida; Fabales; Fabaceae
Product: pectinesterase inhibitor 10-like
Exons: 1
Coding region: 1-306 (101 amino acids)
Source: RefSeq, a predicted model, not a curated record
AUGCCCAACACCUGCCAUUCCCUCACCGCUUUAUUUCUCCCUUUUCUUCUUCUCCAUUACUCUGUCACCGCCAGCGGUGUCGUCUCCAAUGCUUUUUCUCCGACGUCACUGCCUUCUCCGACGUUGUCCACCCCCCAACCUCCCCCUCCGACGUCAUCAUCCCGCCCAACCUUCCCCUCCGACCUCGUUGCCCCCUCCGACACCGUCCAGCCCCCAACCUCCCUCUCUGAAGUUGUCCCCCCCUCCGACGACGACACCCCCCAACCUCCCCCUCGGACGCCGUCCACCGCCCAACCCCCUCGUUAG